Molecule: messenger RNA, 1292 nt
Organism: Exophiala mesophila
Lineage: Eukaryota; Fungi; Ascomycota; Eurotiomycetes; Chaetothyriales; Herpotrichiellaceae
Product: agmatinase
Exons: 3
Coding region: 61-1236 (391 amino acids)
Molecular function (GO): agmatinase activity; metal ion binding
Source: RefSeq, a predicted model, not a curated record
CUACACGCAUUCAGGCUGAGGCAUAUCCAACCGAAUUCCACCAAGAGCAGGUUCGUAGUCAUGAUCAACCGCGGCUGGCCUUUGCUGUUAUUUCUGCAUCAAGCUACGACUUGGGCGAGGGAUAUUACAUUCCCUCCUUUAGCCCCACACCAGCUCGGUAUCUAUGGCAAAUCUCACAGUCAACAGCCAUACCUUUCUCCAGUCACGCCAGACCCCGACUUGCUUCUCGAAUUCGAAAAGUUCUCGGGGUUGGCCACAUUUGCCAAUUUACCAUGGGUGCAUUGUUUGUCACACGAUGAUCAGGUGGACAAAUAUGACAUUGCCUUCUUGGGCGCUCCCUUUGAUACUGGAACCACAGGUAGGCCUGGUUCGAGGUUUGGCCCCACUGGCAUCAGAGCUGGCUCAAGACGGAUAGCCGCUCCAUUCGCGUGGAGUCCCUACACCCACGACAACAAUUUUCUCAAGUGGGCCAGAAUCGUAGAUUGUGGCGAUGCCCCCUUGACGUUUCUGGACAAUACGGUAGCCUUGCAGCAACUAGGGAAAGCACACAAGGUGGUCUCUGGGCGAACUGCAAAUGCCACUGAAGUUGCCACUGUCCCUCGAAUCAUCACUCUUGGUGGUGAUCACACGACAACCUUGGCCGCGUUACGUUCUACGAUCGACCACUGGGGCCCAGUCAGUGUCAUUCAUUUUGACUCUCACAUCGAUACCUGGGAUCCCAAAGUCCUCGGAGGGGGCUUCUCGCAUUAUGCUGGUGUUAACCACGGCACGUUUCUGCAUAUUGCCCACGAAGAAGGUUUGAUUCUCAACUCGUCUGCUCAUGCAGGUAUCCGAGCCCCGGCCUCAAAUCAGAAGUAUGACUGGAGGAAUGACCGGAGAUGUGGAUUCGAAAUUAUCACUGCCAGAGAUAUCGACAAGAUUGGAGUGGCUGGGAUCAUCAGUAAACUCAAGACUCGGGUCGGUAAUACCAACGUCUAUAUUUCAGUUGAUAUUGAUGUGCUUGACCCGGCCUAUGCUCCCGCGACAGGCACCGCCGAGGUUGGUGGCUGGACCACCAGAGAACUGCUCAGCAUCCUCGACGGUCUUGAAGGGCUCAAUGUAAUUGGCGCCGACGUGGUUGAAGUGGCUCCUGCCUACGACAAUGCUGGACAGACGACAGUGCUCGCAGCGUCAGAGGUUGCAGUGUCGUUAAUGAGUCUGAUGGUAGAGACUCCUGUCAAGCCCGUCAAGACAUGAUCAGUACCUUAGGUAUGUAGACGCGGGUUUCAAUUCCAAUACUGCUGAUUGGUUCC